AUGAAUGCACGCAAAGGUUGUAUAGUCAUGCUGGCCGUAAAGAUGGGCAGUGCCAUCUGGAUGAGACAUCGCAAUCAACAGCGUACACCACUUCUGCCUGUUAAACUCCACCUGCUUUGCAGAACACUGCAGAGCAGGCGAUCCCUGUUGCCCAAUCUUCUGAACCAGGAUGAAGGGGUAGUGGUAGUGUCGUCUGAUGCAGGAUGGAUGCCCUCCUCUAUCCCUGGUGGUGAAUUUUUGGUUAUGGACUCAAUGACGCCGAUGGCGACAGUUCUGCUGAGUACUGAGUUGUGCGUCCCUAUGAAAGAGUGA
Echinococcus granulosus is the source of this 312-nucleotide messenger RNA. RefSeq lists its product as hypothetical. Lineage: Eukaryota; Metazoa; Platyhelminthes; Cestoda; Cyclophyllidea; Taeniidae. The transcript has 4 exons. Bases 1 to 312 code for a protein of 103 amino acids. The record is from RefSeq and is a predicted model, not a curated record.